Molecule: messenger RNA, 1920 nt
Organism: Penicillium argentinense
Lineage: Eukaryota; Fungi; Ascomycota; Eurotiomycetes; Eurotiales; Aspergillaceae
Product: alpha-actinin, sarcomeric (f-actin cross linking protein)
Exons: 4
Coding region: 1-1920 (639 amino acids)
Biological process (GO): actin filament bundle assembly; actin cytoskeleton organization
Cellular component (GO): cortical actin cytoskeleton; cell junction; actomyosin contractile ring
Molecular function (GO): actin lateral binding; calcium ion binding
Source: RefSeq, a predicted model, not a curated record
AUGUUGACGGUCGACGAGAAGCAGUGGAUUAACGUGCAGCAGAAGACCUUCACCAAAUGGCUGAAUGAUAAGCUGAAGGCCCGGAACCUGGCAAUCGAGGACUUGGUGACGGAUCUCUCCGAUGGAGUGAUCCUGAUCCAUCUCCUCGAGAUCCUCGGCAAUGAGUCCCUCGGUCGAUAUGCCUCGAAGCCGAAGCUGCGCGUCCAGCGAUUUGAAAAUGUCAAUAAGAGUCUCGAUUUUAUCAAGGGCAGGAAGAUCCAGAUGACCAACAUUGGUGCCGAAGACAUCGUCGAUGGUAACCAGAAGAUCAUUCUGGGUCUUAUCUGGACCCUCAUUUUGCGAUUCACCAUCAGCGAUAUCAACGAGGAGGGAAUGACCGCGAAAGAGGGUCUGCUAUUAUGGUGUCAGCGAAAAACCGCAUGCUAUGAGGAUGUGGAAGUGCGCGACUUCUCUACUAGCUGGAAUGACGGAUUGGCCUUUUGCGCUCUACUGGAUAUUCACCGACCGGAUCUGAUCGACUACGAUUCCCUCGAUAAGACCGACCACCGUGGGAACAUGAAGCUGGCUUUUGACAUUGCUUCCAACGAGAUCGGUAUCCCCGACCUUCUGGACGUGGACGAUGUGUGCGACGUGCCUCGACCCGACGAGCGCUCGCUUAUGACAUACAUUGCGUACUGGUUCCAUGCCUUUUCCCAGCUGGAGAGAGUCGAGAACGCCGGGCGCCGUGUGGAGAAGUUCGUGAACAACAUGCAUGGGGCUUGGGAUAUGCAGUCGGGCUAUGAGCGCCGGAUGAAGGCGCUGCUCGAGGCAAUUCGUGCCCAGCGCGAUCAUUGGCAGAACUCCUCGUUCGAGGGAACGUACAAGGACGUCAAGGAACAGGCACAUCAAUUCUCCAUGUACAAGCGGAACCAAAAGCGCGAAUGGGUUGCCGAAAAGUCGGAUCUAGCCGCUCUGCUUGGUAAUAUCAAGACGAAGCUAGGCACGUAUCGACUGCGCGCCUAUGAACCACCUGCGGAGCUGAGCCUGGAGACGUGUGACUUGGAGUGGGAGCUUCUGACCCGAGACGAGCACCAACGCAGCCAGCUGAUCAACGAGACAAUUCGCGAUAUCAAGAAUUCCCUGCGCCGAUCAUUCGCUGACAAGGCCAACGAUUUCGCUCUGACAUUGAAGACACUGUCCUUGGCCAUUUCCGGUUUGGAUGGUGAUGUUGAAGAUCAACUGGACCAUGUGAAGAAGCUCAAUGACAAUCUUCCGCCGCUGGACGCCUUCCUCGAUACCAUCGCUGAACUCGACGAGCAAUGCGCCGAGGCCAACAUCGAGGAAAAUGAUUUCACCACUUACACCCUGGACGAACUGUCCUAUGAGCUCAGUCUCGUCAAGUCCAGCAUCUCCAAGAAGCUGGCAUUCCUCGAUAACCAGAUGGUGGCUCGAAAUAUGACCAACCUCACCCCCAUCCAACUGGAGGAAUUCGAGUCCGUUUUCCGCCACUUCGACCGAGAUUCCUCGAAUACUCUCCAAGAACUUGAAUUCUCGGCGGCACUGGCCAGUCUGGGCCUAGUCUAUGAUGAGGAGGAGAUGCACCACACGUACCUGGAGACCUGUGGCCCCAAUCGCCUGGCCCAGAAUGCGGGUGUGAGUUUCGAGCAGUUUAUUCGCUUCAUGGUCAGUGUCACGGAGGACCAGAACACCGCCGAGCAAGUCUUCCAGAGUUUCAAGGAAGUCGCCGACGGCAAGCCCUAUGUCACCGAGCUCGAUCUCCGACACUCUCUCAUCCCCGACGAAGUUAUCGAACAUCUGGUCAAGACCAUGCCCGCGCACGAGGGACCCGACAUGCUCGAGGAUCGCGAUCUGGCCAAAUUCGACUACAUCAGCUUCAUGGAGAAGAUGAUCGAGGAGAACAAAAAGAAUGGGAUGGAUUGA